This is a messenger RNA of Mycena indigotica, 780 nucleotides long. RefSeq lists its product as uncharacterized. NCBI's taxonomy places the organism in Eukaryota, Fungi, Basidiomycota, Agaricomycetes, Agaricales, Mycenaceae. The transcript is spliced from 3 exons. The record is from RefSeq and is a predicted model, not a curated record. The coding region runs from base 1 to 780 and encodes 259 amino acids.
AUGCAAAUCCUCCACUUCUUCAGGCCCAUGUUUCCACCAUUUACUAGCUACACACAGUUCUAUGCUGGUCUGAUCGUCUGGUGCGAUCCGUCCAGCUACGAUGCGGAAAUCUCAACAUUACCCACUGGAGAGGAGUACGACCGUCGAACAGCGCGCGCGCCGAAGCCUUGUCUCGUCGUCGCUGUCGAUCACGAACAAGGCAUGUUGCAAGUCGCUCGAAUGAACGCAUCCACGCCAAGGGAUACGCGCAAGUGGGUUCGGCUCGAUUCUCCGCCAGCCAUCACCUGGAGGGUUUCCGACGGCUGGAUAUGGGUCGGCAAGCCAGGCAUGACAAAGAUGAUUCUCAACGACUCCAGACUAAUGCACCCGCACAGGGACACAUCGUUUAGCAUCAAUCCCAUUGCAGCGGCUAACCUGCAAAGUUAUUGGACUCAUCGUCAAAAUUACCUUCGAUGGCGACAGCUUAGUAGCGAUCCAGUUGCUCCUCCAUUGUCAGGAACCUCGAGCCCCGCGCCGUCUAGUUAUCACGACGCGCCUGCGGCACCAGGAACGUUCACCACGCUCUACGCAACAUCGGGACCAAACACGAGCGUGUACGGCAAUCCACACUCAGCCCCCAACGCCGUAUCCUACUACAACACCCUCUCCACCCAGCCUGUUGUGGUCCCCUCUGGGUUCACUGAGAGGCAUUCAAAUUUUCCUGGAGUUUGGAGAAAUCCAAGUACCGGAUGGUUUUGGAGCGCUAGUCGUGGACUAAUGCCUCCGCCAACUUCAAGUUGA